Molecule: messenger RNA, 3721 nt
Organism: Microtus oregoni (creeping vole)
Lineage: Eukaryota; Metazoa; Chordata; Mammalia; Rodentia; Cricetidae
Gene: Fubp1
Product: far upstream element binding protein 1
Exons: 21
Coding region: 124-2109 (661 amino acids)
Biological process (GO): regulation of DNA-templated transcription
Cellular component (GO): nucleus; cytoplasm
Molecular function (GO): mRNA binding
Source: RefSeq, a predicted model, not a curated record
ACGGCACGAUGGUCGCACAAGAAUGUGAUAGAGCGUCUACGGCCGCCAUUUUCUUCCUUUCUUAGCGGUUAGCCGAGCGGGGAUCCUCCGCGAGGAAGCGGCAGCGGCGGCUGUAGCGUGGGCAUGGCCGACUACUCAACGGUGCCUCCGCCCUCGUCUGGCUCAGCCGGCGGCGGCGGAGGAGGCGUUAACGAUGCUUUCAAAGAUGCCCUGCAGAGAGCCCGGCAGAUUGCAGCAAAAAUUGGGGGUGAUGCUGGUACAUCAUUGAAUUCAAAUGACUAUGGUUAUGGGGGACAAAAGAGACCCCUAGAAGAUGGCGAUCAACCAGAUGCAAAGAAAGUUGCUCCCCAAAAUGACUCUUUUGGAGCACAGUUACCUCCGAUGCAUCAGCAGCAAAGAUCUGUAAUGACAGAAGAAUACAAAGUUCCAGAUGGAAUGGUUGGAUUUAUAAUUGGCAGAGGAGGAGAACAGAUUUCACGCAUACAGCAGGAAUCUGGAUGCAAAAUACAGAUAGCUCCUGAUAGUGGUGGCCUUCCAGAAAGGUCUUGUAUGCUAACCGGAACACCUGAAUCUGUCCAAUCAGCAAAAAGAUUACUGGACCAGAUUGUUGAAAAGGGAAGACCAGCACCUGGCUUUCAUCAUGGUGAUGGACCUGGAAAUGCAGUUCAGGAAAUCAUGAUUCCAGCCAGCAAGGCAGGACUCGUUAUUGGAAAGGGGGGAGAGACUAUUAAACAGCUUCAGGAACGGGCUGGUGUUAAAAUGGUUAUGAUUCAAGAUGGGCCUCAAAAUACUGGUGCUGAUAAACCUCUUAGGAUUACGGGUGACCCAUACAAAGUUCAGCAAGCCAAGGAGAUGGUCUUAGAAUUAAUUCGUGAUCAAGGUGGUUUCAGAGAAGUGCGGAAUGAGUAUGGCUCAAGAAUAGGAGGAAAUGAAGGGAUAGACGUCCCAAUUCCAAGAUUUGCUGUUGGCAUCGUAAUAGGAAGAAAUGGAGAAAUGAUCAAAAAAAUACAAAAUGAUGCUGGUGUUCGAAUUCAGUUUAAGCCAGAUGAUGGAACAACACCUGAUAGGAUAGCACAGAUAACAGGACCUCCAGACAGAUGUCAGCAUGCUGCAGAGAUUAUCACAGACCUUCUACGAAGUGUUCAGGCUGGUAAUCCUGGUGGACCUGGACCUGGUGGGCGAGGACGAGGUAGAGGUCAAGGCAACUGGAAUAUGGGACCACCUGGUGGACUGCAGGAAUUUAAUUUCAUUGUGCCAACUGGAAAAACUGGAUUGAUAAUUGGAAAAGGAGGCGAAACCAUAAAAAGCAUAAGCCAGCAGUCUGGUGCAAGAAUAGAGCUUCAGAGAAAUCCUCCUCCUAACGCAGAUCCUAAUAUGAAGUUAUUUACAAUUCGUGGCACUCCACAGCAAAUAGACUACGCUCGGCAACUCAUAGAAGAGAAGAUUGGGGGCCCAGUAAAUCCUUUAGGGCCACCUGUACCCCAUGGACCCCAUGGGGUUCCAGGUCCUCAUGGGCCUCCUGGGCCUCCAGGGCCUGGAACUCCAAUGGGACCAUACAACCCUGCACCUUACAAUCCAGGACCACCUGGUCCAGCUCCUCAUGGUCCUCCAGCCCCAUAUGCUCCCCAGGGAUGGGGAAAUGCAUAUCCACAUUGGCAGCAACAGGCUCCUCCUGACCCAGCUAAGGCAGGAACGGAUCCAAAUUCAGCAGCUUGGGCUGCUUAUUAUGCCCACUAUUACCAACAGCAGGCACAGCCCCCGCCUGCAGCUCCUGCAGGUGCACCAACUACAACCCAAACGAACGGUCAAGGAGAUCAGCAGAAUCCAGCUCCAGCUGGACAGGUUGAUUAUACAAAGGCUUGGGAAGAGUACUACAAGAAAAUGGGUCAAGCAGUUCCUGCUCCUGCUGGGGCCCCACCAGGUGGGCAGCCAGAUUAUAGUGCAGCCUGGGCUGAAUACUAUAGACAACAAGCAGCAUACUAUGCCCAGACAAGUCCCCAAGGAAUGCCGCAGCAUCCUCCAGCACCUCAGUGCCUUCCCAGACCUUCCACCUUAGGUUCUGCUGCAAAAAGCAACAGUGCUGAAGAUGCUGCAAGCACCAAAUCAUAGCUCAUAAUAUCAGGUCCUGAGAUAGUUACCCAUAAAGAGGAAUCCUUUGAGUGUAUGCCAUUGGUGAGCCGAUGAGCAUGGACCAUAGAAGGGCUCAAUGUAGAAGGUAAAAUUGGCAAAUCAUAAUUGAGAAAUAUGAAAUGUAUUCCCAUACAUAAUAUGGUAUAGGGUAUGAUGUACCUGCUCUUAAUCUUGAUCACUUUUCAUUUUAAAGUGCUAUUCACUUAAAUGUUCCAUGAACUGUUAAAAUUAUAUAGUUGUUGCACACACUGUGUGUGUGAGUGUGUGUGUGAGAGAGAGGGGGGGGGGAGAGAGAUAGGUUGGGUCGGUAUCUCUUUAGAGCCUGUGAAGUUUUGGUUAGCUGUAGUUGGCGUUUGGAAAUCUGGAUGAAUGCUUAUAGAUAUUGGGGAUUGUUUCUGUCUUGUGAGAAGUUUCAAUUCGUUACCAUAAACCUUCACUGGUUUAAAGCAUUUUAAAUAGCACCAAACUUAACUUGUAAAUAAACUUGAAAGCAGAAAAGGUGCCAGUUGAUUUGAAUUCAGAUUUUUAAGGUAGAAAAUUGAAUGGUUUAGCUUGAAAUUAAACUCAUAUUUAAACAAGUUUACAGAUUUUUUUAAUGACAUACAUGUUAGUGGAGUGAUAACUUAGUGUUCAUUGCUUUGAUGUUUGUUUCAGAAAUGUAUACUUGUUUUUUAGUAAUGAGAAUCAUUUUAAUAAUAUUAAAACUAGUAAUUUGAUACUAAUUAUAAAGUGUAUUAAACAAAUAUCUUGGUAGUUAAUUCAUUAAAGUCAGUUUAGAUAGCAAUAGCAAGUGCUUCCCUAAGUUUUCAUUCACUUUUGAAUGCUUUGCCAAUACAACCAGUUCUUCCUAAAAAUGGUUAACAUGUUGUAUAGAAUGUUGAUGUAGAAUUAACUGAUCACUGGAGAUGUCUUUUUUUUCUUUUUCUUUUUUUUUUUUUUUUUUUUUUUGCAAAUUCUGCCUGGCUUUAAAAUGCAUUUUCAUAAUACUUAGAUAAUUUGACCGAAAAUGACCCUACUUUUUGUUUGAUCAGUCAGUCGAAUUGAGAAAUUUUUUUUAAAUGAUGGCUUUAAAAAAGCAAAUGCCAGGGCUUUAGUUUCUUGAAUGAUACCCUAAAGAAACUCUUAAUGUAUUUGCAAAUAUAUAUAUAUUUUCUUAUGCAUGCUCGAUGCAUUUUCGUCCUGAGAAAAGUGUUCUCUACAGAAACUACCCGUGUGUUAAAAGAAGAUUGGCUUAAAAUGGCUACUGUGAUGGGAACAGUGUCUUAGGGAGAUGCAGCUUGGACUGGAGGUAAAUUGAAUACUUUACAAACUGGUUUAGAGUUUUGCUUUAUUGACAUUGUAUGUAAAGGGCAUUGGAUUGUUGUUAUUUUGUAUUCUUUAUGGUUUUCUUAAUUUAAAACAAUAAAUGUACAGUGAUGACUUACCAGAGUGCUUUUUUUGUCUUUUGUGUCUUUGAUAUGUAUACUGAGUUAAAAUUUUUCUCCUUUAUUUCUGUCAUUAAAAACUUACUGUGAAAAAAAUACUGGUGGUGGUUUUGCCUUUUUAAUUCUAAUGAUAAGUUGUUUAAACUUUUAAAAGAGCGGAUAGCCCA